Molecule: messenger RNA, 3240 nt
Organism: Odocoileus virginianus texanus
Lineage: Eukaryota; Metazoa; Chordata; Mammalia; Artiodactyla; Cervidae
Source: RefSeq, a predicted model, not a curated record
CCAGGUCUCCCACAUUGCAGGUGGAUUCUUUACCCAUCUGAGGUAUCAGGAAAGCCCUGUGUAUGAUAUAAUCAGAUCCUAAAAUACAACUUCGGAAAUAACUGCUUUUUCAAGAAUAUAUGCUAAGACAAUAGAAAUAAGAACUUCAUUGUUAACUGUGCAGAGGAAUGUGAGAGAAAACACAUGUGAAUUAGCAUACUAACGCUUUUAAAGUUGCCUUAACAGUCAUAAAUUAUGUUCUUUGUGUGUACAGUUCAGAUAAGUUUGAUCUUGUAUUAUAAUGGUGCAGGAUGUAGUAGGAAAUGCAUGUUUCCUCGUGUAUUUCUUCUUUUCCUCUAAAAGUAAGGCGAGCUGACUCAAAUAUAUGUGGAAAACAUGGAAAAUAAUAAGGAAGAAAAUAGCCGUCAACUAUGCCAUCAUUCAGAGAUGACCAGAAUGAAUCUGUCCUUGCCACACAAAACCAACUUCACUCUCUCAACAGCUGACAACAAACAUUAGUGUACUCUUUCCUGGGUCCACGGAGGCUCUGAGUAUUCAGCUGGGCUGAGUUGGGCUUGGGUCCAGGCUGAAUUGGUUUAAGUCUGAUCACCUGCAUGUGUGUUUCCUCAUGGUCCUCAGACUAGCAUCUACCAGGAAGAAUUUUUCCCCCAUGGAAGAUCGCAAGAAUUCAAGAGGGUGAGCAGGAAAGCCUGAUGCCUGUUGAGGUCUUCAGUUCGUAGUGGAACUGCCACUUACUCCAUUGGGCAAAGCAAGUCAUCCGUGAGCUGAUGUGGCUGGGGCAUCAUGCCCACCCUACAGCACUGCAUGAUACAUGGCAGUUCUGUGACCAGGGAUUGAACUGGGACCAUCGGCAGUGAGAGCACAGAGUCUUAACCACUGGACCACCAGAAUAUUCCCUUGAUUCCACUUUACAGGAGACAAGAGACCGUCUAAAGGAAGGAGCCUCAUCGGCAGCAUGGAUAACUCACCUGUGGUCACUGGCAGAGGCGUGACGGUGAAACCAGGCUUCUCCGUGGAUGAGUUUUCUACCUCCGUCCUCACUGGAAAGCUGACCACUGUCUUCCUUCCAGUUGUCUACACGAUCGUAUUCGUGGUUGGUUUGCCAAGCAAUGGCAUGGCCCUGUGGGUCUUUCUUUUCCGAACAAAGAAGAAGCACCCCGCUGUGAUUUACAUGGCCAACUUGGCCUUGGCCGACCUCCUCUCGGUUACCUGGUUCCCCCUGAAGAUCGCGUAUCACAUCCAUGGCAACAACUGGACUUACGGGGAGUCUCUUUGCAAAGUGCUCAUUGGCUUCUUCUACGGCAACAUGUACUGCUCCAUCCUCUUCAUGACCUGCCUCAGCGUGCAGAGAUACUGGGUCAUCGUGAACCCCAUGGUGCACCCCAAGAAGCAGGCAAACAUUGCCAUCGGCGUCUCCCUGGGAAUAUGGCUGCUCAUUCUGCUGCUUUCCAUCCCCUUGUACGUCGUGAAGCAGACCGCCUACAUCCCGGCCCUUAACAUCACGACCUGCCACGACGUUUUGCCGGAGGAGGUGCUGGUGGGAGACAUGUUCAAUUACUUCCUCUCUCUGGCCAUCGGGGUCUUCCUGUUCCCAGCCUUCCUCACGGCCUCGGCCUAUGUGCUCAUGAUCCGGACCCUCCAGUCUUCUGCCAUGGAUGAGAGCUCAGGAAAGAAGAGGCAGAGGGCCAUCAAGCUCAUUGUGACCGUGCUGGCCAUGUACCUGAUCUGCUUCACUCCCAGUAACCUCCUGCUCGUAGUGCACUACUUCCUGAUCAAGACCUGGGGCCAGAGUCACGUCUACGCCCUGUACAUCGCCGCCCUCUGCCUCUCCACCCUCAACAGCUGCAUCGACCCCUUUGUCUAUUACUUCAUCUCACAGGACUUCAGGGAUCACGCCAAGAAUGCUCUUCUCUGCCGGAGCGUCCGUACUGUAAAGCAGAUGCAGGUAUCCCUCUCGUCAAAGAAAUUCUCGGGGAAAUCCAGCUCUUACUCUUCUAGUUCAACCAGUGUCAAAGGCUCCUACUGAGUGGUCCGGUUCCUCGGUGGAAGUUCUGCUGGAGGCUUUGGAGCCUGCUUACCAUUCCGGAGAUGCUUCUGCUGUUUCCUAACCAAGUAGGUUUCACCACAUACCAUGUAUAUGCAGCACCUCUCAGAGUGGCUGGAAGCUUCCCUGUUUGCAUGAGGAAAGUCCCCCCAAUUCACGUGGAAUGUCAGUUUCAGAAUUCCUCUACUCAGGGGCUCCCAGAAAUGGAACUGAUCAAAGCAGACUUUUCAGACGGUGCAGAAAAGACAGAAGCCCCAUGAUAUGCAAAGAUUAGUCUUGGCAUGAAGGCUUAAGUUUUUAGCUGCAGCUACGUUUCUUUUACAUCUGGGGUUGAUCCAGCUGUAUCCAGCCCUGUAUCCAGGGCUUCAGGGCCCUCAGAGAAGAUCAGUACAGUGGACUGGCUCUACAGAUGGGGAAACUAAAGAGGUGGGGGAGCUGCCGCAAGUCAGGUUUCCAACCAACGGCAACAAGUUUGAAGGGUGGGGUUCUUGUACCACUUCAUCAAAAUCAUUGUGUAUCUUGUUUGAAAAUGCAGAUUUAUCGUACUCAGGAAUCAGAGCUCAGAGUCUGGGGCAGGGCCCAGGAACCUGCAUUUUAACAAGUCUUUCUUACACUCCAGCGUUUGGGAACCUUUGGUCUGGGUACUGCUUCCACUUGACAAGGAGCCAUGGGAAUUUUUGAAAAAUGAACCAAAACAGAACGUUUUGUGUCCCUUUUCCGUCCAGCUCAGAACAAAGUCUGUUCAUUGACUCAUUGGGACUUCCAAUCAUUUCUUUAUUAAUGCUUUGAGCUUUUGUAUGUAUUGUUGUCACUUCAAGGAAAAUACGACGAGCAUUUUAAAUGUGGAAAAGCUAAUUUUGUGUCUUUACUGACUUCAGUGAAAUCUUCAGGUUGUCUGAAUAGUAGAUUUUUUCAUAACUAAGUAUAGUGUUUACCACUUAGUAUUUUUAGAAAUUAUUGGACUAUUUAUUGCCAGUUUUGUUGACUUUUUAGCAAAUAUGAAAUGAUAAAGCCAUCUCUUGAGUUUGAACCACAUCUGUUUGGAAAAGAACACUAAAAUAGAGAUGAUUUGCAAUGUAUUUUAAAAGGUACUUGACUCCAAGCUGACUUUAUAGAACUGUUGUAUUUGUGACCUUUUAAAAUAAUUAUUUUACUGUAUGAUUGAUUUAUAAAUAACACAUAAUUUUUAUUUUUUA